AAAGUCUAACUUCCGGGCUGGGGUUAUUGAUUUAUCUGUCGCUGUGAACUGUCAGGUGUCGAUAACGGUGAAAGUCACAAGACCUGUUCGUACUGUAUUGUUUUUAUUUGUAUGAACAGUGUGUUUAUUACAUGUAGUACAAAACGGACCGCUCUUACUGUAAAUAUAUUUGGAUUUAAAAGGUUGUUUUACUGUUUAAAAACUCCCGGAGCGGUGUGACUGAAGUGAUGCAACAUGGCAGCAACACACCUCAGUAGAUGUUUUCUCUUGGCACUUGGGAGACACAGUCGGUGUCAGAGCCGUGGACUUAACUCUGUGGCAGAGAGGACAGUCAGCAGGGUGUCCUCUGUUGUGAUAUGUGACCACAGCGGAGCAGAGAGGAACACAAGCCUGGAUAAAGGACCCCCGGUGGAGGAGUGGGACAGACAGGGUGGUCGGGACAGCAGCAGGAGCUCCUCUCUGAUCAAGUCAGUGUCGGUGGGUUUGGGACUGUGCGGUGCGGUGCUGCUGGACAGCCAGAAGGAUGACAAAGUGAAGGACGGAAGUGUCUCCAUAUCCGGGCGGAUUCGUGAACUCAUCCUCCCCACAGCUCAGUGUGCCUCUCCCUAUAAACCCGACAGCCCCCGCUACAGAUAUAACUUUAUUGCAGAUGUGGUGGAAAAGUCCACUCCAGCUGUGGUGUACAUUGAAAUCGUGGUCAGAAACCCAUUUUCGGGAAGAGAAGUCCCGCUGUCAAAUGGCUCUGGUUUCAUCAUCAGCAGUGACGGCCUCAUCGUCACCAAUGCUCACGUUGUGGCCAACAAGAGAGGCGUCCGCGUGAAGCUCAACAACGGAGACACGUACAACGCCACUGUGCAGGAUGUUGAUCAGGCGGCAGACAUUGCCACCAUCAAAAUCACUUCAAGGAAUCCUUUACCCACGCUCACCCUCGGUCGGUCGUCUGAUGUUCGACAAGGAGAGUUUGUGGUCGCCAUGGGAAGCCCGUUUGCUCUACGCAAUACAAUCACGUCAGGAAUCGUCAGCUCGGUGCAGAGAGGCAGUAAGGAGCUGGGACUAUCUAAGACCGACAUGGACUACAUCCAGACUGACGCAGCCAUUGAUUUUGGGAAUUCUGGAGGCCCCCUGAUUAACUUGGACGGUGAAGUCAUCGGUAUAAACACCAUGAAGGUCACCGCAGGGAUCUCAUUUGCUAUUCCGUCCGAUCGCCUGAGGCUGUUUCUUGAUCAGGCAGCAAACAAAAAGAAUUCUUGGUUUGGUGAGUCAGAGGCGAAGCGGCGGUACAUUGGUGUGAUGAUGCUGACGCUGACGCCAAGCAUCAUCGCAGAGUUGAAGCUGAGGGAUCCAUCCUUCCCUGACGUGACGCACGGCAUCCUGAUUCACAGAGUGAUCAUGGGCUCCCCGGCCAACAGAGCUGGCAUGCUCCCAGGAGACAUCGUGCUGGAGAUGAACGGAGUGAAGGUGAACACGUCAGAGGAGAUCUACCAGGCCGUCCGCAGCAGCGACAAAAUCACCAUGAUGGUGCAGAGAGGAAACGAGUUGCUUCGGCUGCAAAUGACUCCAGAGUACACAGAGUGACAAUAACUGCACGAUUUAGUUUUGUCAUGCUAACCUGAAGGAGGGAUGGCCUCAUGAUUACAUCAUGUUUAAAUGUACAAUUUUGAGCUCCAGUGUUUGAAGACUUUUGUUAAAUAAAUUGUUGGUAGGAAAGUCCAGCAAAAAGGCUGCAGUGUCAGUACGUAUCCCCCAGGUUUAAACUUCUCUGCAUUAGUCUUUCUCUACAUGUCUGAUGGCUGUUAACAACACAAUGGUUUCAAUGUUAUUUCCCAAUUCAAGCUGUGUGAAUGGUCAUGAACCUGACAGCGCCUAAAAACUUAAAACGCAUUAAAAGUCGAGUAUUUAUUCCCAGGUUUCUCUGAGUACAAUAAAUGUAUUUUCUACCUCUACAAAAUGCUUCUUCUUACUUUGCAAAGCAGCAAAACUAGUCAUGCGUCAGUGUUUCCACAGCUUGAAGCACAAUGAGCCUCAUUCACCAAUAUAUUCCUGUUUUUUCCUUCAAUUUGUACUUGAGAAAGGUCAACAUCAUAUUCAUGACAUAUUUUUGAACUGCAGAAUUGUUCGCACCCAUGCUCUCAUGACCAUGAAUCCCAUUGUCCUCCUAAAUUGACAGUGUGUCAGUAAAUUGCAGUUGUAUGUCUAUGAACCAGCCAAAUUAAAGUUUACAUCCAUACAGUAUGUGUCCAGACUCAUACGUAGCCAUGACAAUGACAGUAGACAGUGCUUCAAGGUGCUGCUGGAGAGACGCUACUAAUUCUAAAACAUUGAUGCUUCACACACAUCUUCAACCUGACAGCACAGAUCUUUACAAUCAGCACAGUUUCAAGGUGGACACACAAGAUUUGAGUCGCCAAUUCAGCAUCUGACCAAAUGUUCCUGAGAACACUAUGAUGUUUGAAUUUGACCUUCAACCUUUUGGACAUAAAAUGUCAUCACUUUGUUGUAUGCUGUUAGACAUUUGUGUGAAAUUUUGUCAUAAUUAGUGUAUCAAUCCUGAAGUUAUGGUCAAAAACAGUGACCUUUGACCACCAAAAUCUAAUCAGUUCUUUGAGUCCAGGUGGACGUUUGUGCCAAAUUUAAGGAAAUUCUUUCAAGGCAUUCUUGAGAUGUGUUUCCGAGAAUGGGACGGACAAACAGCAAGACAACCUGAAAACAUAAUGCCUCUGGCCACAGCUAUCGCCGAAGCGGAGGCUUUGAAAUGGACCUGCACUUUAAUAGCACCUUUCUAGUCAUCUGACCACUCAAAGCGCUUUUUACACUACGAGUCACAUUCACCCAUUCACACACAUUCACACACUGGUGGCCAGGGGUACCAUACAAGGUGCCACCUGCUACUCAGUUUUUAACACACUCACACACCAGUGGAACAGCCAUCAGGAGCAAUUUGGGGUUCAGUAUCUUGCUCAAGGACACUUUGACAUGCAGACUGGAGGAGCCUGGGAUCGAACCGCUGGUCUUCCGAUUAGUGGAUGACCCGGACGACCUUCUACUGACGCUGUAUUUAAUAGUAGAAGAUAUAAAAUAACAGAAAAGAACAAUGCAUGGGAUGCUGUUACUUGUUACUCUCUGUAAAUAGAUCUACAUGGUCCUGGAAGAUGUGUUACCUCCUCAAGGGAUGACCUGCAACAUUUUGUAGCAGCAGUGAACAUACUAUGUGGGUAGACCUCAGGUCCAGAAAUAGGUCCACUUCAAGCCUAUAAAUAGCAACACUAAUUACUGGAUGGCAUGGUUCCUAAUUAACACAGUUGUUAAUGGUGAAGGAGGCCCAGCGUUUGUAAACUGCAAGUUAAUGAAACCUGAAACAGUGUACUUUAUUAAAGCCAUUUAAUGUUAGACGGCAACAAGAAGCAUGAGAGACCCAACAAUAUGGCAUGGAUCAAUGGUAUAAAUGGACUACCGUUAACUGAGCACAAGUUUGACAACUCACGAGUGCUAGAACGAUGACAAUGAUCACACAAGUAUCAGAAUAUCCCACUUAUUUUAAACGGACUGUUUUUGAGUAUGUCACGCACAGUAAAAACCAAAAACAUGAUUUCACUUCAUGUUAAGAGAAAAAUGCUGAUCAUCCAUGAUAGAGAGCAAACAAAGAGAAGUGAAGCUGCUGCUCUCAGAUUUCAGUUUGAGAGCAAGAGUCAGCGCCGUGGAGCCAUAUUGAGUAAAUUAAAAUUUCCCUGGUAUAUGUACAGUAACACACACUUACAGUAAAAUAAUAAAGUGACAUGUACUGGACUGCUACACAAUUAAAUGCAUUUACCUCAAAGACUGAUAGCUAGUAAAUGGAGAGAACAUUCAAACCACCUAAGGCUUAAACAAUAUGUUCAUACUUCUGGACUAAAGACAUCUUGUUAGGUACAAGUACUACAACAUACAAGUAUGGGAGGAAAAAUAAAA
Epinephelus moara (kelp grouper) is the source of this 3945-nucleotide messenger RNA. Its product is annotated as serine protease HTRA2, mitochondrial-like. Gene Ontology annotation, biological process: positive regulation of apoptotic process; proteolysis; programmed cell death. Gene Ontology annotation, cellular component: mitochondrion. NCBI's taxonomy places the organism in Eukaryota, Metazoa, Chordata, Actinopteri, Perciformes, Serranidae. The record is from RefSeq and is a predicted model, not a curated record. Gene Ontology annotation, molecular function: serine-type endopeptidase activity; protein binding. The transcript is spliced from 8 exons. The coding region runs from base 235 to 1575 and encodes 446 amino acids.